Messenger RNA from Fundulus heteroclitus (mummichog), 2581 nucleotides. RefSeq names its product ribophorin I (gene rpn1). Bases 126 to 1928 code for a protein of 600 amino acids. NCBI's taxonomy places the organism in Eukaryota, Metazoa, Chordata, Actinopteri, Cyprinodontiformes, Fundulidae. The record is from RefSeq and is a predicted model, not a curated record. The transcript is spliced from 10 exons. Gene Ontology annotation, cellular component: oligosaccharyltransferase complex; membrane.
AACGAGUGAAGCGUCAUCCUUUCUGAUGUAGAGCGGCGCGGCGGCCUGUCUUCUGCUGCUCUCCGUUUCUCCUGCAGUCUCACCGUUUCAGCACCGGCGUUUUAGCUCUUAUCCCCCCGCUAACGAUGACGCGAAGGUCGCAGCUCGUCGCCGCGUGCUUGCUGCUUGUGACCGCUCUCACCUGGGAGGCUUCAGCCAGCGGUUUGGUGAACGAGGACGUGAAGAGGACGGUGGACCUGAGCACUCAUCUGGCUAAGAUCACCGCGGAGAUCGUGCUGUCCAACCACGGCCAGACCUCCGUCCAGAGCUUCAUACUGGCGGUAGAUGCCGACCUGGCACCUCGCAUGGCGUAUAUCGGAGCUUCGGUGAAGGGUGAUGAAGAGGAGGAUGGCACGCUUGAACUCCAACAGACGUCAAUCCAGGGACAAAGAGGGGAGUUCUACAAAGUGCUGCUGCCCUCCAGUCUGCCCGCCGGUGGUCAGCUGAAAGUGAAGGCUGAGAUGACCUUCAGCCACGUCCUGAGGCCUUUCCCUAACCAGAUCACCCAGGCCGAGCGUCAGCUGGUCAUCUUCCAGGGCAACCACUAUCUGUACUCCCCGUAUCCCACCCGCAGCCAGACCACCCGUGUCCGUCUGGCCUCCAAGACCGUGGAGAGCUACACCAAGCUGGGCAACCCCACCAAGACCGACGAGAUCAUCGAGUACGGCCCGUUCCGCGACGUCGCGCCGUUCAGCGAGGAUGCGAUGAAGAUCCACUAUGAAAACAACACACCCUUCAUCACCAUCACCAGCAUCACUCGCACCAUCGAGGUGUCUCACUGGGGGAACAUCGCCGUCGAGGAAACCAUCGACCUGAGGCACACCGGAGCCGUCCUGAAGGGCCCUUUCUCGCGUUACGACUACCAGCGGCAGUCGGACAGCGGCAUCUCCUCCGUCAAGUCCUUCAAGACCAUCCUUCCGGCCUCGGCUCAAGACGUCUACUACCGGGACGAGAUCGGCAACAUCUCCACCUCCCACCUGCAGGUUCUGGAUGACUCUGUGGAGGUGGAGGUCAGACCGCGCUUCCCCCUCUUCGGAGGCUGGAAGACCCACUAUAUGAUCGGCUAUAAUCUGCCAAGCUACGAAUACCUCUACACCCUCGGCGACCAGUACGCCCUGAAGAUGAGAUUAGUCGACCAUGUCUACGACGACCAGGUCAUCGACUACAUGACGGUGAAAAUCAUUCUGCCAGAAGGCGCAAAAAACAUUCACGUGGAGACACCUUAUAAAAUCGACCGCAUGCCAAACCAGCUGCACUACACGUAUCUGGACACCUUCGGUCGACCCGUGCUGGUAGCAACAAAGAACAACCUGGUGGAGCAGCACAUUCAGGACUUUGUGGUUCAUUACAACUUCAACAAGAUCCUGAUGCUCCAGGAGCCUCUCUUGGUGGUGGGAGCCUUCUACAUACUCUUCUUCACCGUCAUCAUCUACGUACGGCUGGACUUUGCCAUCACCAAGGAUCCUGCGGCGGAGGUGCGGAUGAAGGUGGCCUCCAUCACGGAGCAGGUGCUGACGCUGGUGAACAAACGUCUGGGCCUGUACCGCCACAUGGACGAGGUGGUGAACCGCUACAAACAGUCCCGCGACACGGGCGCGCUCAACAGCGGCCGCAAGACGCUGGAGGCCGACCACCGCACGCUCACCAACGAGAUCAGCUCGCUGCAGGCCCGGCUCAAGACCGAGGGCUCCGACCUGGCUGAGAAGGUUGGAGAGAUCCAGAAGCUGGACGGCCAGGUGAAGGAGUUGGUGAGCCGCUCCUGCUCGGAGGCGGAGCGGCUGGUGGCCGGCAAGGUCAAGAAGGAGGCUUACAUCGAGAGCGAGAAGACUCUGACCGGCAAGAGACAAGAGCUCAUCAGCCGCAUCGACAGUCUGCUGGACGCCCUCUAAGCUCCGCAUACGCGCCACCCCUGCUUUCAGCAUCGAGUAUUUGUAUGAAAAUGACAUGAAAUGUGACACGUUCUUAAUUUUUUUUUUUUUUUUUUUUUAAAACAUCAUUGCAUCCAGACAUGGACUAUCAACAUCUGGUUUUAUGGAAGUGAGUUUAUCUGGACACGUGCCUCUGUGCCUGGUGAUAAACUCGGUUUCUGCUCUUUAUUUGCUCCGCCCCUUAAUCGCUCAGAUGUCAUGUUCUUAUCUUUUCCCUGUGAAGCAUGCGUGGUUUAGGGAAUUGUGUUUUGAAACGGCCUCACGUCUUUACUCGCACGUACUGGAUUCUGAAAGCGAAGCGCGUAGGUGGCGAAGACCAUGCUCUGUUCCGUGCCGACCUCGGCCGCGGUUUUCGGCCCCCGGACUGACGUUUAAAAUUUGAAGCUCUGAAUCUGCAUCAAGGCCGCCGCUCGUUUUUUGAUGUUCCUGAGUCAUUUUCUACAUUUUGUAUGAUUUUGAUUUUUUUUUUUUCUUUUCUUUUUUUUUUGACUCUGAGAUUAAAGACUAAAGGAGAUUGGACUGUGUUGAAGACAAGACAUGGAAACCAUUGUUUUGGGAAAGGGGCAUUGAUAUGGUUAUUGGUUAAAUUUGGAAAUAAAGUUUGGAGAAACUUG